Lolium rigidum is the source of this 2521-nucleotide messenger RNA. RefSeq lists its product as uncharacterized. The coding region runs from base 113 to 2299 and encodes 728 amino acids. Gene Ontology annotation, molecular function: zinc ion binding; protein binding. The transcript has 3 exons. NCBI's taxonomy places the organism in Eukaryota, Viridiplantae, Streptophyta, Magnoliopsida, Poales, Poaceae. The record is from RefSeq and is a predicted model, not a curated record.
AUUGUCAGAAGCCAAGGACUAAAAAAAUAUUUCUCUUUACCAAUCAUAAGUCUCCGUAUGAUCUUCUUAGAGGUCUUUGGAUUUGCUAUAUCUUCUUAGGAAGGAGUAACUCAUGGGGAGCAGGCAGAUUGUUGCUGUUCUUCAAAUAGGUGGAGAAUUCACAACUGAGGAUGAUGGUCGUAUGACCUAUUCUGGUGGAGAAGCGCAUGCGAUGCAUGUGAAAAGUGGUUGGACUUUUAAAGCGUUUAAACAUGAGAUAUCUUCAACACUCAAUAAUCUCAAACUUGAUACCUAUGUGUUCAAAUACUUCCUUCCAAGAAAUAAUAAGACUUUGAUUUCAAUUUCCAAUGACAAAGACCUUAAGCGCAUGGUGGAAUUCCAUGCGGAGUCGGAGACAACAUACAUCUACGUCAUUAAGAAGGUUGACAACAGGGUAAUAAUAAGCCCUGUAGAAGACUCCAGCACCCCUGCUGAUUCUGCUAUAACAGGUACUACUCCAGAUGGAUCUAAGCGACAAAAGAUCUGCGCAAGUUGGGAGAAUGCGAUCACUGGAGUUGGCCAAGUGUUUGAAGGUCCAAAGGAAUUCCGUGAUGCAUUACACAAGUAUGCCAUUGCACAUAGGUUUCACUACAGAUUUAUCAAGAAUGACUCUUCUCGUGUCACCGUGGAAUGUACUGAUGAUGUAUGUCCCUGGCGCAUGCAUGCCUCCAAAUCUCCUGCAAAGAAGGAGUUCAUGAUAAAGAAGGUGGUUGGGAGUCAUACAUGUGAGUCCGAGACUGUCAAAAGUCAUCGUCUAGCUUCUCAAAAAUGGGUUGCUAGUGUUAUUAAGGACAAAUUACGUGACAGUCCAAACUACAGACCAAGAGAUAUUGCAAAUGAUCUCCAGCGUGAAUACGGACUAAGCCUGAACUACUCUCAAGCUUGGCGAGGCAAAUUAAUAGCUCGAAAAGAACUUUACAGCCCACAUGAAGAGGCAUGCAAUCAGUUACCUUGGUUUCGUGAUAGAAUUUUAGUAACAAACCCUGGGAGUGUGGCAACAGUAGUGGCAUUGGAAGAUUCAAAGUUCCGCUUCUUUGUUGCAUUCCAUGCCUCCCUUCAUGGUUUUGAGCAUGGUUGCAGGCCUCUUCUCUUUCUCGACGUGGUAUCUGUCAAACCAAAUAAGCAUUGGAAACUACUGGCUGCUACUUCUGUUGAUGGUGAAGGUGAUGUGUUCCCCGUUGCGUUGGCUGUAGUGGAUGAUGAGAGUCAGGAAAACUGGCAUUGGUUUCUUGAACAGCUGAAGGCAUCAUUGCCUAUGCCUGGAGAAUUAACAUUCAUAUCAACUGGAAAAAGUGGUCUGUGGAAUGAUGUUUCUCUAAUAUUUCCAGACAGUUAUCAUGGAUACAAUGUCAACUUUUUUAUUGAAGAAUUCAAAACACAACUGGAUGGCAGUUGGAGUGAAGAUGUAAAAGAUAUAAUGGUCGAGCAUCUUAAGAAAGCCAUAUAUUCAUGCACAGUUGAUGAAUUCAAUCAUUAUAUUGAACUCAUCAAAGCUGAAUCUGAUAAGCUCGCUGAAUGGCUUAUGGAAGCUAAACCUGACCGGUGGUCAGAUGCCUUCUUCAAAGGGUCGCGUCUUGGCCAAUACACAUGCAGCAUUUCUGAGACAAUUUCUGAGUGGAUCCCCAACAGAUAUGAGCUCCCGGUAGUGCAGUUGCUUGAUACAAUCAGAUGUAACCUGAUGGAGACAAUCUAUAUACGCAGGGAAUCUUCCAAUACAUGGUCAGAAGUAUUAACGCCAUCAGCCAAUCAGAAAAUGCAGGAAGAGGUGAGCAAAGCUCUCUCACUCGGUGUUGUUUGCUCAGCUGAAGAUGGAAACAGUAAUGUGUUUGAAGUGUGUGAUGGCUCGGUCUAUGUUGUCAACAUCGAUACAUGGGAGUGCAACUGUGGAAAGUGGCGUGCGUCGGGGAUUCCUUGCCCACAUGCGCUUGCCGUAUUUGAGCAAACAGAACAGAAUCCGCUUGACUACUGUGCCAAGUAUUUCACAACAGAGUGCUACCGCAUGACUUACGCCGUGUCGAUCAACCCGAUACCUGAUGUUAUCGUACCUUCUGCAUCAGCUGACCUAUCACAGGGCGUGGGGUUGCAACCAUGUCCCAUUCUCACCCGUCGCCAAGUCGGCCGACCCAAGGAAAAGCCAGCUGACCCUCGUAUUACAAUCAAAAGGGCAGUGCGCUGCAGCAGGUGCAAGGGUUAUGGGCACAACAAAGCAACUUGCAAAGUCCCUCUCACAGUUACUGCUGCGGUCAGUUCUCAGGUGUAAAUCAUGUUGAUAGUUGCCUUUUAUGGCCCUUUAUUUAUGAAUGAACUCUAGUGGAACCUUUAUGUGAAAACUUUUUUCGGAUGCGGAGUGUUACCUUGUUUGUUUGAUCAUAGCCUGAAUUGUGUUGUACUACUGCGUCAUUAGGUUACAUUGUUGAACGCCUUGAUGAUAUGAUUCCCAGUAGGCACUAGGCAGGAUGGGGAGAAAGCUUUUGAAGGUUGA